AGUUGUUGAUUUCCACCCAAGUACCAAACACCCCCAUUCUCUGAUUUUUUUCCUGCCUGCCAAACAGACAUAUCCCAUGACCAUGAAGAGGAUGAGAGAUGGAGAGCACGAGAGCGUCAGCAUAGCCAACUGCUUGAUGCUGCUCUCACGGGGAACCGACUACGACUCCAUCGCUAGAGUCCCCAGUCGAGUCUUCGAGUGCAAGACCUGUAACCGGCAGUUCCCGUCGUUCCAGGCGCUGGGCGGCCACCGGGCCAGCCACAAGAAGCCAAGACUGAUGGCCCUGAACGGCGACGACCCGGCGCAGUUGCAGAGCUCGCCGUUGAAGCCCAAGACCCACGAAUGCUCCAUCUGCGGCCUGGAGUUCGCGAUAGGGCAAGCCCUGGGAGGCCACAUGAGAAGGCACAGAGCCGCAGCAUCCGGUGCUACCCAGGCCCUGAGCGAAACGACGUCGUCGUCUUCCCCACCACCUCCUCAAGCGCCCGUUCUGAAGAAACCCAACAGCGGGAGAUUUUUGUGUUUAGAUCUGAACUUGACUCCUCUGGAGAAUAUCGAUUUGCAGUUUCAGCUUGGGAAGGUGGCUUCCAUGGUUGAUUGUUUCCCUUAAUCCACCCUCCACCACCCCCUUCCCCAAGCUUGCCGUGUAAACUGAUCCCUUUUUUCUGUUUCAUUUUUCAAAAAAAAAGGAUCGAAAAUCUUGUAUUUAGAAAGAAUAUUUGUUCAUUUUAUUUGCAACAGUUAAUAACAUCAAAUCCCAUGAUCAUAACCUCCUGCUCCGGAGUUGAUGGGUUGUGGCGAGGAAA
This is a messenger RNA of Vitis riparia (riverbank grape), 803 nucleotides long. Its product is annotated as zinc finger protein ZAT12-like. Gene Ontology annotation, biological process: response to chitin; response to stress. The transcript has a single exon. Bases 77 to 607 code for a protein of 176 amino acids. Lineage: Eukaryota; Viridiplantae; Streptophyta; Magnoliopsida; Vitales; Vitaceae. The record is from RefSeq and is a predicted model, not a curated record.